This is a messenger RNA of Gymnodraco acuticeps, 2935 nucleotides long. Its product is annotated as LIM domain-binding protein 3-like. Bases 189 to 2387 code for a protein of 732 amino acids. Lineage: Eukaryota; Metazoa; Chordata; Actinopteri; Perciformes; Bathydraconidae. Gene Ontology annotation, biological process: muscle structure development; heart development; actin cytoskeleton organization. The transcript is spliced from 16 exons. Gene Ontology annotation, cellular component: Z disc; adherens junction; stress fiber. Gene Ontology annotation, molecular function: muscle alpha-actinin binding; actin binding. The record is from RefSeq and is a predicted model, not a curated record.
CCAUAAUGCAACAGUGCUAUCUGUGGUUAUUCUUAGGCUGUCACUUUGGCUCCAGCCGAGUCCUCUUCUGUCUCCUCGCUCUCGCCGUCUCGAGGCUCCCCGCUGCCCUCCCGUCACUCCAGCAGCUGUGGGGUUUUGAACACUUUUUAAAGGUUUAAGCGUACAUUUUUGGGAGGAUCUUUUUAAGAAUGAGCUGCUACACAGUGACGCUCCCCGGCCCCGGGCCCUGGGGCUUCAGACUGCAGGGGGGCAAGGACUUCAACAUGCCCCUCACCAUCUCCAGGAUCACGCCGGGCAGCAAGUCGGCGCAGGGUAACCUGGUGCAGGGCGACGUGAUCGUGGCCAUCGAUGGGGUCGGCACGGACGGGAUGACCCACCUGGAGGCGCAGAAUAAGAUCAAGAUGGCCAACUACAACCUGGCACUCACCAUGACCAAGGCGAAGCGUAACGUUGCGAUGCCGAUACCGAGCGCCUUUCCCAUAAUCCCUCAACAACAGCCUCAGGUGAAUGGCCACCUGUCGGCCUGCAGUGCCUCCCCCGGGCCUGCGGGGGCAGACUCUCCGGGCGGGGGUGCGGCGGCGAGCCCCACCCAGAGGAAGCAGUAUAACAACCCCAUCGGCCUGUACUCAGAGGAGACUCUGAGGGAGAUGGCCGCCAUUCAGGCCGGGCUGCCUGCCGGGUACGUAGAGUCGCAGAGGAGGAAAACAUGGCUUCCUUUGAGUAGCGUUUUCCCGCCAUCACCAGCUUCAGCCCCCCCGGCCCCCCCCCAGAGGCCCAUCGAGGUGACGGCCCCCGGAGGGAAGGCCACCAUCAUCCACGCGCAGUACAACACCCCCAUCAGCAUGUACUCUCAGGACGCCAUCAUGGACGUCAUCGCUGGGCAGACGCAGGGCAUGGGGCACGACGCCGGUGGUAACAUUCCCGUUAAAGAGGCUCUUAUAGACAGCGACUCGCCGGUCUAUCAGGCGGUUCAGAGUGCAGAAAAGGACCAGGAUGUUGGUGGGGGGGGCCGUCGCAGCACCACAGCCAACAUGCAGUCCAAGACCUUCAAAGUCCUGGCCCUCGUGACCGGCACCGAGGCCGUACCAGGGGAGGAGGAGGAGGAAGAGGGGGCUCUGAGGAGGAGCAGCCCUACUGAGCAUGCUUCAGCUUCUGCUGACUCCGCCCCUGUUGCUUUGGAACCCGCCCCUGCUGAACCUGGCCCCGCCCCCGACAGCCAAUACAGUCAGCCUCCUGCCAUGCACCAGGCUCCACAAGGCCCGCCUCCACAGCAGUACCAGCAACCAAUGCCGCAACAGCAAUACCAGCAGCCAAUGCAACAACAACAAUACCAGCAGCCAAUGCAACAUCAGCAAUACCAACAACCAAUGCAACAACAACAAUACCAGCAGCCAAUCCCGCAGCAGUAUCAGCAGCCGCCCACGCAACAGGCCCCGCCCACUCAGCAGAGCUCCAUUCAGAUCCCUCUUGGCUCCGCCCCUCCCAAGGUGGUCAGCACCGCCUGCAUCUACCCCUCCCAGCCAGCUCCACCCCCUGCUGCUCAGCCUUGCCCCCCCGUUGCUGCCCCCCCCCAACCCCCCGCGGUUCCCUCCCCCUCUAACCGACCCCCCUGGGUGUCCGACACCAACUUCGCAGACAAGUUCGACCCCAGUAAGAUGACCACCACCAUAAAGGUGCAGCAGCUGCCCCAGGGCGCCCCUCCUCCACCUACAUACAUCCCCAACCCCUCCUCCUCCGCACCUGCAGCUCCAAUCCCCGCCCCCGCCACACCAACCCCCGCCCCCUUCACACCUGUGGCAAGGGGCGUGGCUCAGAGGGCGGAGAGGUUCGCCGCCAGCAGCCGCACGCCUCUCUGUGGGUCCUGCAACGGCGUCAUCAGGGGCCCCUUCCUGUCGGCCCUGGGCCGCUCCUGGCACCCGGAGGAGUUUCACUGUCACUACUGCCACAUGUCUCUGGCGGACGCCAGCUUCGUGGAGGAGCAGAACAACGUUUACUGCGAGAACUGCUACGAGGAGUUCUUCGCCCCGACCUGCGCUCGCUGCAACACCAAGAUCAUGGGGGAAGUGAUGCACGCCCUGCGGCAGACGUGGCACACCACCUGCUUCGUGUGCGCCGCCUGCGGUAAACCCUUCGGAAACAGCCUCUUCCACAUGGAGGACGGGGAGCCGUACUGCGAGAAAGAUUAUAUAUCUCUCUUCAGCACAAAGUGUCACGGCUGUGACUUCCCGGUCGAAGCCGGAGAUAAAUUCAUCGAGGCUCUGGGUCACACCUGGCACGACACCUGCUUUGUGUGUGCGGUUUGCAACGUGAACCUGGAGGGCCAGCCUUUCUACUCAAAGAAAGACAAACCUCUGUGCAAGAAGCAUGCUCACGCCAUCAACGUGUAGACGACCAGCCGGAGGCGACCGGCCGCACGCUGACGACUUUACUAAUGUGUGUGUAAACGCUCUUCAUGCAAGAUACACUUUGUUUUUGUGCAUUUAUUUUAAAACUACGCUGCCUGUGGAUUCAAAACAGAAACAAAAAACAGGUCAUGAUGUCCAGCCCACGUUAUUAUGUACUGUAGUGAUUUAUUUACUGUUUUCUACCAGAAACUACUUGUGUGUUCAAUGUGAGGAAGUUCUGAUACGGAGUCUGGUGUGUGCCAAAAAAAAUGACGAUAUAUAUUUGUAUUAGUUAAUUAAUUGAUGAAUGUAAAAUAUAUACAGGUAACUAAGCUGAUACAAGCAUAGUUACUUAAAAUAUUAUACGAUAUUACAUUUAAAACUGAAAAGAAUAAUCAUUAUAAUUUUGAUAAUUAUAAGGAUUCAAAUUCAUUUACAUGUUUGUUUUAUCUGGAGCGGAGCAAAGUGUUUACGGCGCGCUAUGGAUGGGGCCGCCUUGAGGUGGUUUCCCGACAUGUCGUUGCAGUAAAUUAAAGGGUGUUUCAUGUUGU